AUGUCUAAAUCAAUUUCAAUCACCGUUUUCUUAACCUUAUUGGCUGUUACUUUUGGUGACCAUGAAAGGCCUGGUAAAUAUUUGGAACACGAUUCAACUGUAAUCAAUUGUGCUCGUUAUAAGAGGGAAGCCAAUCAACAUUCAUGUGUUCUAGCCCCUUACGCUGUUGAAGGUCCUUACUUUUUACCAGACGAUUUGGAGCGAUCAAACUUAGCUGAGGAUAAGGUUGGUGUUUCCUUGGACUUGGCUAUCAGAUUGGUCAAUUCCAAUGAUUGUACUCCAUUAACAAACAUGUUUGUCCAUGUCUGGCAUGCCGAUGCUCUAGGAGUAUACUCAGGAGUACCAGAUCUUGCUGAGUUAUUUGUAGAAAGAAUGAGACAAGAAAAUAAAACUUUACCACCUUUUUGGGGGCCUGAAGGAGCUUAUGAAGGUAGAAGACCUGGCGGACCUGGAGGACCUGGUGGCCCUGGAGGACCCGGUGGACCAGGAGAUAUGGAAAUGCCUGGCCGACCAACUCCUGUGAACAAUGAACGGUUCCUUAGAGGAUAUCAAGUUACAAAUGAAGCUGGAGAAGUUAAUUUCAAGACUAUUAUUCCUGGUUGGUAUACUGGUCGAUCCCUUCACAUCCAUGUUGAGGUUUACUCCAAAAACACUACUGAACCAGGUGAAGUCAACUACAUUGGUCAAAUAUUUUUCAAAGAUGAUUUACCAGCUGAACUUAAAUUGAUUGAACCCUAUUCAUUAAAUCAAAACAUAUUGGUUCUCAACCCACAAGACGGUAUCUAUAAUUUCGCCCACGGUGAACAAACCAAGAUUCAAUUGGAAAAUCGAGAAACAGGAUACUUUGGUUCAAUGACUUUUGGUAUUAACCCAAAUGCUCAUUAA
Messenger RNA from Tetranychus urticae (two-spotted spider mite), 885 nucleotides. RefSeq lists its product as uncharacterized. NCBI's taxonomy places the organism in Eukaryota, Metazoa, Arthropoda, Arachnida, Trombidiformes, Tetranychidae. The record is from RefSeq and is a predicted model, not a curated record. Gene Ontology annotation, molecular function: iron ion binding; oxidoreductase activity, acting on single donors with incorporation of molecular oxygen, incorporation of two atoms of oxygen.